AAAUUAACAUCAUUUAGGCGACGGCUAGCGGCGACCACAAAAACGUGCUUGAAGAUGGCGGCGUCGUUGAGAAAACAGACCGAAGGUGAUGUACAAGUCACGGCUGAGGACCAGGAAAUGAUCAACAAUUUUGCCAGACAAAAUGCCAGACUUGAAGAUGCAACAGAAGAGAUGAAACAUCUAGAGAAGGAGUUGCGCAACUUAGAAGACGCUGCAGAUGAAAUUAUGAUGGCUGAAGAUGAUAUCCACAUACCGUACCAGCUGGGAGAUGUAUUUGUCAGCCUGGACUCUGAGGAGGCUCAGCAUAUGAUUGAACGAGCAAAGGAGCAGAACAAAGCACGGAACAAAGUUCUUGAAGAGGAGACUCGCAUCAUUAAGGGCAUCAUGGCCGAGCUGAAGUCGCAGCUGUACAACAAGUUCGGAAACAACAUCAACCUGGAACCUGAUGACAGCUAGCCCACCUUGCCAUAUGUAUGCAUUCCCACAUCUAACUUAACAAGCUUCUUUUUUUAUCAAUUUGUCCUUUGUAGUGUUGCUCUUAAACUGCUUGAAAGUUCUGCGCCUUCCGAGUUCAGCCUACGGGACGUGAAGAGAUGUGCUGCUUUGAAUAAAACACAAAUGUGUGCCGAUUACCAACAUUACGCGGAAGACUGCACUGUUGCAGUCCAUGAAUAUGGUAACAAAUACAAUAAACAAUGUCUGCAAUGUU
Molecule: messenger RNA, 709 nt
Organism: Dermacentor andersoni
Lineage: Eukaryota; Metazoa; Arthropoda; Arachnida; Ixodida; Ixodidae
Gene: Pfdn4
Product: prefoldin subunit 4
Biological process (GO): protein folding
Cellular component (GO): cytoplasm; prefoldin complex
Source: RefSeq, a predicted model, not a curated record